AUGCCAUUGGCUGCUCUUACACCUGUAUUAAAUGAUUUGCUUCAUAGAGGAGGUGGUAGUUCAACAUCUAAUCAACAAGAUCAAUCUACACAACAAUUAUCUAUUUCAAAUGAUUCAUCAGGUCCAAGUGAAUACCUGUGUAAAAGCUCUAAUGUUGAUAAAUCAGUUACUGCUACCAAUCCAUUAUCAUCAACAUCAUCAUCUGUCGAUGAUAAUUCUCAUUCAAAUCCAACAAUAAAAAUCCAAAGAAGCAAAAGUUCUUUAAAACGAGAAGAUUCAUUUUUACAAAAAUUUUCGAAUCGUUAUGGUUAUCGAGGAUUAGGAUCGAUGGCACAAUCAAAGCGAAAUCGUCGAUUAAAUAUUGAAAAAGAUGCACCAAUUAAAUCUCGUUAUUCAGUGGUUCGUCGACUCUUACAUUUUUUUAACUAUCUUGUUAUAUCACCAGAUGAAUCAUUUUUAUUUUAUUGGUUAAUUAUAUUAAAUAUAUUUGUAUUAUAUAAUCUUUGGUUUCCAAUUGCACGUCAAGCAUUUGAACCAUUACAAAGAGAUUAUGUACAUAUAUGGAAAAUAAUUGAUUCUUCAGCUGAUACAAUUUAUUUUCUCGAUGUUGCUAUUCAAUUUCGAACCGGUUAUUUACAGCAAGGAUUACUUGUUUAUAAUCACUAUAAAUUAGCAUUAAAUUAUAUUCGUUCAUCUCGUUUUAUUUUUGAUAUGAUAGCAUUAACACCGUUAGAUUUAUUACAAAUAAAAUUUGGUUCAAUUCCAAUUCUUCGAUUUCCUCGUUUUCUAAAAGUAUAUCGAACAUUUCAGUUAUAUUAUUUGCAAGAAUCACGUACUGUUUAUCCAAAUACAUAUCGUGUUCUAAAUCUAUUUCAUAUACUUUUAUUAUUGGGACAUUGGUUAGCCUCGUUUUAUUUUAUGGUUUCAAAAGCUGAAGGUUUUGUUGGAUAUUGGUCAUAUCCAAAACCUGUAGGAAAUUUUUCUCAAUUAGCUAAAAUGUAUCUUCGUUGUCUUUAUUGGUCAACAUUAACAUUAACAACCAUAGGAGAUUUACCACCACCAGAAACUAAUUGGCAGUGA
Messenger RNA from Adineta steineri, 1080 nucleotides. The record is from the annotation of a GenBank genome assembly. Lineage: Eukaryota; Metazoa; Rotifera; Eurotatoria; Adinetida; Adinetidae.